CAAACAAUUGCCUUAAAUUUGAAAGGAGGGAUGGAAAGCAGCGCAAUAUGAUACAAUACACAGUACGGAGGUUCUCAAAGCCAUUUAGACUAAGGCCCCCAAGUUAUGUACUCCGACCACUCAUAGCUCCGCCUAAGCAACCUGCUCCCUUUUCCCCCCGAUACACAAGCUUCAAGGUCCAGCUGAGAGACUAUCAAGAAGAGUGCAUCCAGUCUGUCUUGCAAUCCCUCAAAGAUGGACACAAGAGACUGGGAAUAUCGUUAGCUACGGGCAGUGGCAAAACGGUGAUUUUCACUCAGUUGAUCGAGAGAAUCCAACCGAGGCGAGGCCGCGCUACGCAGACCCUGAUCCUCGCGCACCGGCGGGAGCUUGUGGAGCAAGCAGCGCGACACUGCACAAAUUCCUACCCCAACAGCUCUGUGGAGAUUGAGAUGGGCUCCAUCCAUGCCUCCGGCACCGCGGACAUUACUAUAGCCAGCCUGCAGAGCAUCACCUCGGGUGACCGGUUGAGCAAGUUUGCCCCGGAGCGCUUCAAGCUCGUACUCGUAGAUGAGGCCCAUCACAUCGUCGCACCGGGCUACAUGCGCGUGCUCCGCCACUUCGGGCUCGACAUCAAGCGCGCCGACUCCCCAGCACUGGUUGGCGUGUCCGCCACCUUUUCCCGAUUCGAUGGGCUCAAGAUUGGGGCUGCCAUCGACCAGAUCGUCUAUCACAAGGACUACGUCGACAUGAUCGGCGAUAAGUGGCUGUCGGACGUCGUCUUCACGACAGUGGAGUCAACGGCCGACAUAUCCAGGGUCAAAAACGGCGCCAACGGCGACUUCCAGCAGGGGGACCUGUCCCGUGUGGUCAACACGGAUCAGAUCAACGAGAUCACCGUCAGGAGCUGGUUGGCCAGGGCAUCGGACCGGAAGUCGACCCUUGUGUUUUGCGUUGAUCUUGCACACGUUGCCGGGCUGACCCAGACGUUUCGGAAGCAUGGUUACGAUGCCAGGUUCGUAACCGGUGACACACCCAAAGUAGAGAGAAGCCAGAUACUCGAGGCGUUCAGAAAGGGAGAGUUCCCCGUGCUCGUGAACUGUGGUGUGUUUACUGAGGGCACUGACAUUCCCAACAUCGACUGCGUGGUCCUCGCGCGGCCAACACGAUCCAGAAACCUGCUGGUCCAAAUGAUUGGGAGAGGAAUGAGACUACACGAGGGAAAGCGCGACUGUCACGUAAUCGACAUGGUGUCAAGUCUGGAGACCGGCAUAGUUACCACGCCUACACUGUUCGGUCUCGACCCAGGGGAGGUCGUCAACAAGGCGUCAUCGGCAGAUCUGAACGACAUCAAGGACCGGAAGCAGGCGGAGCAGCUCAGGCAGCAGCAUACUUAUUCCGACGCCCGGGACCCCAAACCUACUGCCGUACCAGCUACAUCAGUCACUUUCACGGACUACAACUCCGUAUUCGAUCUCAUCGAGGACACCUCGGGUGAAAAGCACAUCCGGGCCAUCAGCCAGUACGCCUGGGUCCAAGUCGGCGCCGACAGAUAUGUGCUUUGCGCCCCGAGCGGAUCGUUCAUCCGCCUCUCCAAGCUCGAAUCCGACGCCGCCUCCAAAACCGAACAGCAACCUCCCCUUUGGCUUGCCGUCGAAGUUCGCGCCCUACCCGCCGGCGUCGCCAAGUCCCCCUACGCCGCACCCCGGGAGCUCCUCAAAGCGACAACCUUCGCCGACGCCGUCCACGGCAGCGACAAGUAUGCCUCCGAGGCGUUCCCGCACGUCUUCAUCCACCGGUACCAGCGUUGGCGCAAGGGGCCACCCACGCCCGGCCAGAUUGAGUUUCUCAACAAGCUGCGCCCCAAGGAGGAGCCCCUGACGGCCGACGACAUCGACAAAGGGAAAGCCACGGACAUGAUCACCAAGAUCAAGCACGGGGCCAAGGGCCGGUUCGCGGGCAUCAUGACAGAGAAGCGGAAGAUUCAGCGGCAGCAUCACAAGAUCUCCCAGCACGAGGCACGAGCACGGCACGAGAAGGUGUCUGUCGGCCCAGUUGAUUCGUGAGGAGCUAGCGAGCUGGCCGCCCCAAUGCUUGACGGGCUAAUUCACCGUGGUGUCUGUCAAUGGCUGUAAGAUAUAGUGAUGUCACGACAUUGUGGUACUUUGAUACUGAUAGACUGUAUUGGUACGAAACGAUGACCUCUAAAAGAAAAGAACCCUGGAAAAGGGCACAUGUUUUCAUCCGCAAUAUGGACAAGCGUUUUGCCUAGCCCUACCAUCCAGCGAAGCCGACAUGGAAGUGAAUCUCUCAUCCAGUAAAGCGAGGGACUCGGAAAUGUGUCGUUCACAGCCAACAACGUGAGCGCCCUACAGUCCCCAUUCUUUCGUCUUGCGUGGGACGCGCUCUUGGGAAGGGGCGGGUUCUGCCGUGCCCAACAUAGGCUUCGUCGGAUUAGGUAGGGGGGCACGGUAGAGGGAAGGACACGGAUGGGCGUCGACAUAGUUGAUCCCAUUGUGGCAAGGUAGCCGUUGAAUUCAAGUGUAUGAUCGAUGCCUCCUUCUCGACAACCCGUUUGGCCGCGCUG
This is a messenger RNA of Colletotrichum destructivum, 2566 nucleotides long. RefSeq names its product Putative helicase, P-loop containing nucleoside triphosphate hydrolase. Bases 48 to 2045 code for a protein of 665 amino acids. The record is from RefSeq and is a predicted model, not a curated record. The transcript is spliced from 2 exons. Gene Ontology annotation, molecular function: ATP binding; hydrolase activity; DNA binding. Lineage: Eukaryota; Fungi; Ascomycota; Sordariomycetes; Glomerellales; Glomerellaceae.